This is a messenger RNA of Mya arenaria, 1644 nucleotides long. Its product is annotated as involucrin-like. The record is from RefSeq and is a predicted model, not a curated record. The coding region runs from base 1 to 1644 and encodes 547 amino acids. The transcript is spliced from 3 exons. Lineage: Eukaryota; Metazoa; Mollusca; Bivalvia; Myida; Myidae.
AUGUGGUCGGAUGCAGACGACGAGAUAUUAAUUGAAGCUAGCCAGAAAUGGGAUCAUAUCGCACAAGAACAGCCAAGCCCUGCAGGCGUUCCAUCAGAACAGCAAAUACCAAAACAGCAAAGCAUAUCAGGUGUGCUACCAGAACAACAAAGCACUGUAGGUGUGCUACCAGACCAGCAAAUCAAUGCAGGCGUGCUACUAGAAGAGCAAAUCACUACAUGCCUCUCACCAGAACAGCAAAGCACUGCAUGCGUGCUACCAGAACAGCAAAUCAUAUCAGGCGUGUCACCAGAACAGCAAAGCAUAUCAGGCGUGUCACCAAAACAGCAAAGCACUGCAGGCGUGCUACCAGAACAGCAAAACACUGCAGGCGUGCUACCAGAACAGCAAAGCAUAUCAGGCUUGUCACCAGAACAGCAAAGCAUAUCAGGCGUGUCACCAGAACAGCAAAGCACUGCAGGUGUGCUACAAGAACAGCAAAGCACUGCGGGCGUGCUACAAGAACAGCAAAGCACUGCAGGCGUGCUACAAGAACAGCAAAGCACUGCAGGCUUACUACCAGAACAGCAAAACACUGCAGGCUUGCUACAAGAACAGCAAAGCACUGAAGGCGUGCUACAAGAACAGCAAACCACUGCAGGCUUGCUACCAAAACAGCAAAACACUGCAGGCUUGCUACCAGAACAGCAAAGCAUAUCAGGCUUGUCACCAGAACAGCAAAGCAUAUCAGGCGUGUCACCAGAACAGCAAAGCACUGCAGGUGUGCUACAAGAACAGCAAAGCACUGCGGGCGUGCUACAAGAACAGCAAAGCACUGCAGGCGUGCUACAAGAACAGCAAAGCACUGCAGGCUUACUACCAGAACAGCAAAACACUGCAGGCUUGCUACAAGAACAGCAAAGCACUGAAGGCGUGCUACAAGAACAGCAAACCACUGCAGGCUUGCUACCAAAACAGCAAAACACUGCAGGCUACGGACUAACGUCUUACGAAAGACAAAUGGACUUUUUAUGUUCAAAUGUCCAAGAGAAAACUACAAAAUCCUAUGUAGAUGAUACAGGAAUAAAAAGAAAGAAACAGAUGUUGUCAAGGAGCCAAUUUACAGAAGGGUUUUUAAUGAGGAAUACAACCUUUCCUUUCACGUCCCCAAGAAAGAUCAGUGUAGCCUAUGCAACAGCCAAUGGGAAACUGUCCUAUCUAUGGCGAGAAGAAAAAAACCCAUACCAUGUGGUUGCUCUGAAAAACUACGACUUCAAAGACUUCAAGGCAGUAAAAUCAUCACAAACAAAAGCUACAAAAACUGAACAGGGCACCAGGCUGAAAUGGACAUCCAUGAAGUGGAUGCGAUUUUUGAAGAACGAACUCGAUGCAUGCUUCUUCAAGUACAGUUUUGACAAUACAGAAGAGUUUCAGAAGGUUAAGCUUGUAAGUAAACGCGAUAUUCACCAAGUACAGCCCUUGUACAAAGCAAAGCUGCCAAUAUCAAGUGCAAAGAAGAAAGACCUCAUCACUUUGUGCAAACAAGGCAUUAUUCCGACAGAAUACCAGGACUUUUACAGGGGUUUAUCGGCCAGUCAAAGUGUAAAGGAAAGGUUACCAGAACCUGAUAAGGAGGAAUCGGACGCGGACACUGAUGUUGAAUAA